CGUCUAUCCAAACUCUCCGCAGUCUUGUACUCGUAUAUAGAGGCCCAGUGAAUAAAAAUUUAGUCAACGUUGAAAUUUCGAGAUUUUUUUUCCAUUUCUUUUACACGUAAAAUGUACUCGUAUAACAUAACAUGGAUAGAUUUCGGUGCCUUUUUCAGCAUGCUAAUCGUGUCGUUAUUAAUUGGCGUUUAUUUCGCGUAUUUCGCUGCCGAAAAACAAAACACAAAGGAUGAAUAUUUAAUGGGAGGUAAAACCAUGAGUGUUUUUCCAAUAUCGAUGUCUUUAAUUGCGAGUUAUUUAUCGGGUAUAUCAGUGCUUGGAUUUCCCGCCGAAUUGUACACGUACGGGACGAUGUAUUCGUUAGCUGGGCUUGCCUGGGCUUCUGCCUGUAUUCCAAUGGGAAUCAUCUACAUUCCUGUAUUUUUCAAACUGCGGGUCACUUCAUCCUACGAAUAUUUGAAAUUACGUUAUGGCAAUUCAGCUAAAUUUCUCGGAGCUGUGUUGUUUAUCAUUAAACAGUUGUUGUAUAUUCCUGUCGUGAUGUAUGUGCCGGCUCUUGCUUUCAACCAAGUUACCGGGAUGAAUUUGCAUUUGAUUACAUCGAUAGCUUGCGCCAUUUGUGUAUUCUAUACUUGUGUGGGCGGCAUCAAAGCAGUCGUAUGGACGGACACUUUUCAAAUCUUCAUUAUGUUAUUGGGCAUGAUUGUGGUUCUCCUCAUUGGAAUGUAUAAUUUACCUGGUUUUAGCAUGAUUUUCGAAAAAGCUGCUGAAAGUGGUAGAUUGGAAUUCUUCAAUUCAAGUUUUGAUUUACGCGAAAGACUUACCGUUUGGAAUAUUCUAAUCGGUGAUUUUUUGCUGGCAGUGGAAAAUUGCUCCGUUAGUCAAACCAUCGUACAAAGAUGUCUAUGUUUGCCUAACUUACGUCAAGCUAGGAAAGCUUUGGGAAUAUUCGCUAUAGGACAAAUAUUUAUUGUGAUGUUGUGUUGUAUGACCGGAUUGGUUGUUUAUGCGACGUUUUAUGACUGCGAUCCAGUUACUACUAAAGUGAUUCAAAAACCGGAUCAGAUUCUUCCUCUGUUUGUAUCGAAAAUAGCUCCUGAAAAAAUUCCUGGACUGGCUGGUAUAUUUUUAUCGGGUGUAUUCAGUGCUUCCCUGAGUACCAUGUCAACUGGUUUAAAUUCGAUGGCUGGUGUCGCAUACGAGGACAUAAUAAAACCAUUUUAUAAAAAAGAAUUAUCAGAAGCUGCAGUGAGCAAUAUAAUGAAAGCUAUUGUGGUCCUACUCGGAACAAUAUGCGUGAUUUUGGUAUUCAUGAUUGAAAAAAUGGGCACACUAUUCGAAGUAGGAAUUAGCCUAGCUGGUAUUACGAGUGGAGCCACACUAGGCAUGUUUACAUUAGGAAUGUUUCUACCCUGGGUUAAUGAAAAAGGAGCAUUAUGUGGUGGAAUAUGUAGUUUAUUUAUCAUGGCUUGGAUAACGGUCAGUUCUCAAAUUCAAAUUAAUCUCGGUAACAUCGUCUACGCCAAAAAACCAGUCUCGAUUGUGGGAUGUUCGCACAGCGAAUUGAAUAAAACAAUUGAUAUCAUAGUGAAUAAGCCUGGAGUGAACCCCGGAGUGUUUUAUUGGUACGCAGUAUCGUACUAUUGGUACACGGUUAUUGGGAUCAUUAUUACGAGUGUCGUCGGAGUAAUUGCUAGUUACUUUUUUGGAUUUAAUGACCCGAAAAGUAUCGAUAAAGAUUUAUUAACGCCCUUGGUCCAUCGAUUUUAUCCACAGUCUAAGAAAAUGGAAAUGUCUGAAAUUAAGGUAAAAGAUAACGUGUCGAAGAAGAAGCUGACAGCAGAUCAAAUCAAACAUUCGUCGAUUGAUUAAUACGUUGCUACAAUUUUGGUUCAAGAAUGCACUUUUAUGUUCGGUAAUAUUUUUCCUUGUACGAUUUUGAAGGAAUUAAAAACAAAGGAAAGGUACAAAUUUGAAUGUAGACAGCUCCAGAACCAUCUUCCUCGCAGUAGUGAUUUGGUUAUAAGUAUUUGUACUUAACAUAAGUAUAAAUUCUGUUGUUGUGUUGAACUAAUUUCAUUAAAAAUGUUCUUAGAUUUAA
Planococcus citri (citrus mealybug) is the source of this 2101-nucleotide messenger RNA. Its product is annotated as sodium-coupled monocarboxylate transporter 1-like. Bases 112 to 1872 code for a protein of 586 amino acids. Gene Ontology annotation, biological process: transmembrane transport; sodium ion transport. Gene Ontology annotation, cellular component: membrane. The record is from RefSeq and is a predicted model, not a curated record. The transcript has 14 exons. Lineage: Eukaryota; Metazoa; Arthropoda; Insecta; Hemiptera; Pseudococcidae. Gene Ontology annotation, molecular function: symporter activity.